AUGGACAAUACGAUCAGCGACGGAUGUUUCCUAGAUCUGAUCGAUGCGUCCCUGGAGCCCGUGAGUUCGUUCACCCAGGAAAGCCUUUCACAUCACGAAUCAAAUGAAGCGGACGGAAACAGCCAACCAGACAUGAACCAGGAAGAUUUCGUGGCAGAAUUUACUAGAAAUUCGUCAGAAUUAGACACAUCGCUUUCUGGGGUCUUUGAUACCGAAAGCACUCGAUUUGAUGAGUUCAUACAAACGAAUGAAAUGGAAACAUCUGAGCGUGCUGAGGAUAGAAAUCGAAUCAAUAUAGUUGAAAUUUUGGAAGAAGAAACGCCGCAAAACGGUUGUAGAGAGGUCACCGACGUUCACAGCACCACAAGCAAAUGCAACGAUGUCGGCGCCGUAGAAACACAUGCCAAGAUCAGCCAAACCGUCGAAUCAUUGGACCAGAGGCAAAUGCAAAUUAAAUCAUCAUUCGCUCACGACGAAAGAGAAUUAGGCCAAGAAGAAAAUAACGAAACUAUCUGCUCUAUCGAACCGUUUAUUUACAACAAUACAACGUAUCGGAAUGUAAUAGAUCUUUGUGAAGUUAUAAUGCAAACUGUUCCGUCGGGGGAUGAACCGACUCACCGCUUGACCGAAGUACCGCGUGACGAACCCUGCCAAACUUUGACACAGGAAACCGCCGUUGAUGAGGACUUCUCGGGGACGAUCAGUGGAGUGUCGGAACAGCAUGUUCAGAUCCGUAACAAAAUCAGCAAUAUCUUACAGCAAAUCGAACUACACAUCAAUCACGGAACUCCGCUGGUGACGAGACGAAGGUUAAAUUGGCAAAACUGUUCAAUGGAGUCGGGAAUGUUACAAUGCACCAGUUUGUCACAAGAGCUGAAGAAAGGCAAGAGAGUUGCCAAACAUCGGCUGCUGCUGAUCGUGAGAAUGCUUGCGACCAUCUAUCAGUUGCUCACCACCGGUACCAGCUGCACAAAGCGCGAGUUUUAUUAUCUACACCUGGACCUAACACAGACCCCGGCCUGUUGUUACGCGGCCCUUACCGACGCCUGUGCGCUACUGGAUGUUGAGGCGUGGCAAGUGAAUGUGUUCAACACGGCCAAAGGACUAGUUGCUGGUCCACUGCUCCUGACACUCGAUUCUGGCCAAACGAUCGACUACUGCAAUGCGCGCUCGGGUACCUCGGUACCACUGAACGUGUCAAGCAUUACUAAAUUGCACUGCACGGCCAAGGUAGUGCUGGUGGUGGAGAAGGACACCGUCUUUAAGCGAUUGCUAGAGGAUGGGAUCGUAGAAACAUGUGCCAACACAGUCCUGUUGGUCACGGGCAAAGGAUACCCCGAUGUUUCGACACGAUUACUGCUUCGAAAGAUUGUCGAAUCGGUCGACAUUCCGGUAUGCGGGCUUAUGGACGCAGACCCGCAUGGUAUAGAAAUAUUUUGCGUGUACAAAUUUGGCUCAUUGGCGAUGGCCCAUCGUCAGCAACCAUUGGCCAUACCGACGAUGCGAUGGAUUGGACUGUUUCCUUCGGAUAUCGAGCUGUUCGGGCUGCAGAGCGUUCCUUUGCGUGACAUGGAGCUAAAGAAAAUUGACCACAUGAUCAAGCGGCCAUACGCAGAAGGUGUCCUGAAACAUGAGCUGCUGCUGCUCCGACAGCUUGCGUUUAAGUCAGAGAUUGAAAGUUUGCUGCACAUCACAUCGGAUUUUAUCACUAGGGUUUAUAUAAAGAAAAAGCUCGAAGAGUGCUAUAGCAAAGAGUUAGCAAUAGCGUGA
Molecule: messenger RNA, 1770 nt
Organism: Anopheles cruzii
Lineage: Eukaryota; Metazoa; Arthropoda; Insecta; Diptera; Culicidae
Gene: mei-W68
Product: meiotic recombination protein SPO11
Exons: 4
Coding region: 1-1770 (589 amino acids)
Biological process (GO): meiotic DNA double-strand break formation; meiotic DNA double-strand break processing; reciprocal meiotic recombination
Cellular component (GO): nuclear chromosome
Molecular function (GO): DNA binding; DNA topoisomerase type II (double strand cut, ATP-hydrolyzing) activity; ATP binding
Source: RefSeq, a predicted model, not a curated record